Musca vetustissima is the source of this 959-nucleotide messenger RNA. It is a transcript of the gene Uck, whose product is annotated as uridine-cytidine kinase. Bases 1 to 879 code for a protein of 292 amino acids. The record is from RefSeq and is a predicted model, not a curated record. The transcript is spliced from 7 exons. Lineage: Eukaryota; Metazoa; Arthropoda; Insecta; Diptera; Muscidae. Gene Ontology annotation, cellular component: cytoplasm; cytosol. Gene Ontology annotation, molecular function: kinase activity; ATP binding.
AUGGACGUGGACCACACACAAACUUUGAGUUUACCAAAUGGGGAUGUCGUCAAAAAACCAUUUCUUAUUGGCGUUGCAGGAGGUACGGCAAGUGGAAAAUCUACAGUGUGCAAAAAGAUUAUGACAGAGUUGGGCCAAACCGACAUGGAUCACACCCAACGACAGGUCGUAACGAUAAGUCAAGACAGUUUUUAUCGCGAACUGACACCAGCAGAGAAAGCAAAGGCGUUUCAAGGUCUUUACAAUUUCGAUCAUCCCGAUGCAUUCGAUGAACAACUGAUGUAUGACACAUUGGAAGCUAUAUUGAAGGGCGUAAAAGUGGAAAUUCCGGGUUACGAUUACAAAACAAAUUCCUUGGACUAUGAAAACAAAUUAACAAUUUAUCCCGCUGAUGUGGUUCUAUUCGAGGGCAUUUUGGUAUUCUACUUUCCGAAGAUAAGGGAUUUGUUUCACAUGAAACUGUUUGUGGAUACAGAUUCUGAUACCCGAUUAGCCAGACGAGUUCCUCGAGAUAUAAACGAAAGAGGAAGGGACCUGGAUGCUGUUUUGACGCAGUACAUGACAUUUGUAAAACCAGCUUUCGAAGAGUUCUGUUCUCCCACGAAAAAGUUUGCAGACGUCAUUAUACCUCGUGGAGCUGAUAAUACAGUUGCCAUCGACUUAAUUGUCCAGCACAUAAGGGACCUUCUCAAUAACCAGCCGUCGUCACGCAAAGGCUCCUCAUCUAAUAUUCAAAUUAACAUGAAUGUCGAUCUCCAAAAAAGUAACGAAUCCGGAGAUUCUUAUCGAGCUAUCAGAAGAUUUUCCACUUUGUGCAAGGAACUGACUAUCCAGAGCAAUGUCUUCUUCGAAAAGAACUUUAAUUUUACUAAGCACUAAGAAGAUGUCGCAAACACGCGCUUGUGACGACGCCUAUAAAUGCAACGAAAUACCUUUAGAAUGACAUUGUGAUUGAAUAU